This is a messenger RNA of Nylanderia fulva, 7265 nucleotides long. It is a transcript of the gene bif, whose product is annotated as protein phosphatase 1-binding protein bifocal. The record is from RefSeq and is a predicted model, not a curated record. Gene Ontology annotation, cellular component: nuclear membrane; rough endoplasmic reticulum membrane. NCBI's taxonomy places the organism in Eukaryota, Metazoa, Arthropoda, Insecta, Hymenoptera, Formicidae. Gene Ontology annotation, biological process: chemotaxis; neuronal signal transduction. Gene Ontology annotation, molecular function: microtubule binding.
GGUCCAAAUUGAUGGAAGGCAGUCAAGUAUCGCGUUGCAAAUAACGAACAUCGUACAUCGAGUGCGCGACAAGUGAUUUUUCCUACGCGCGAGAUUUAUUCGACCAACAUGAAUCGGGAAUGUCGCGCGAAGUGUCAAACGGUUAUGGUGUCGCAUAUUAAUUCGCUUCGCGACUGAAUGAACGUGGAAACAAUAAAGCGAGGGUGGGAUGACAAAGCGGAAAGCCGGUGAAUGAACGAAGCCGGAUCGCAGUAAUUAAUCUCUUUUUUUUCCUGCGAUUUUCGUGAAAAUAGCUGCGUUUUUUCGAUCGUGACGCGCGAGUGUUCGAUACGCGCGAAUAUAUGCGGAACAGUGAGCGUUCGAAUCAUCGGGAGGAAGAAUCAACUGUGCUGCAACGGCUGUCGAGGAUCAGAAAAGGACAGCUCCAUCAAGCUCCAUCUUUCUCGCUCCAACACUUCGCUUUUACAUGCAAAUCGGAUGCGGAGGAAUAAUCACGAAUUCUCGAAAUCCACGUGUACACCCUACCGCAAGAUGACAUAAGGAAUCAACCCUUAAAAGCCCGGUCGUCGCGGCAACAACCCUAGAUUUCGAUUUUUUCUCGCUCGCGUGUACUCGACAGGAGCGCCUCCGUCGUUCGCCGGAGUAAUAUCGCGAAUCGGAGUGGUUGAACGCCGUCUGGAGCGGGAAACGAAGAGGGAAAGAGGAAGAGUGAGAGGAAGACACGGGAGAGGGAAUGAAAUUUCCGUUCGUGGAAGCGAGAAAGGACGAUCCGGCGCGCACGCAGGAGGGGCUGCUGGUGCUUGCUCUCGCAAAAGAGAGAGAGAGCGACACGACUGGGCAGAUGGUGGAGCGCGAGGUGGAGACAGGACAGGCGCUUUCGUUCGCCUUUCGUUCGUUCGGGGUUUUGUGUACUCGCGAGCGAGCGAGCGGGCGCGCGCGCGCGACCGAGCGAGCGGGCCGCGAACGUUACUUUCGAUUUCGUCGAGUUCGAGGGAGCCGCCGGCUCUCCAGGAGGCGAGCACGCGAGUAGUGGUGUCUCUACCUCGCGACAGAGUGUAUAUCGUUCGCGCGUCGUCCUACAAUAGGUAGAGCCGCUGUCAAAACGAGUGUCGCGCGCGUGAUACUGUAUUGUUGACGCACAGGUGUCUACGAUUUACGUCAGAGAAGAUCGGCGACAGGUGGUGCACAGUGGGAAUGGAGAGACGUCGGUUUUCACAGAAGGCUAACAGGAUCCUUUCACGAAUCGGGCGAUCGGCACGAAAUACGGCGCACGAGAGCAUGUAUACCUCGGAUAUCACCCGGAGAACGUAAUCUUGCACUCUCUUUCUCUUUUUCUCUCUCUCUCUCUCUCGCGUCACCGCCUCCCUCUAUCGAAUCUUAUAUCGUGCGCGCGCGUGCUUUGACCGUAUGCUCCGGCGUGUCAUCGAUUUUUCGGCGAUAUUGUGUUAGACCCGAGUCUCGCCGGUCGGAAAUCGCGAACGGGAUUAUGAGGAGGAUUAACGGUAGCGCGUGAAGAGAGGCUGGUACGCGCGCAAACGAGGCAGUUGGUCGUCGUCUCGUGUUCGCGAGAGACGAAGAAGAAGGCGGGAGAGAAAGCAAUACGCGGAGAGAGAGAAGGCGAGAGCCAUCGACGGCGCGCGUCCAACAUGGCUACCGCCGGCAGCAGCAACGCCGGCAACGAGGCAGCAGCGGCGACCGGCAGCAGCAACGUGCCGCAAUGGAAGCGGGACCUGAUCCAACGUCGUCGUCAGCAGAGCAAGGUCCUCGCGAACAACGGCGCGAGUGUCAAGCUGUGCAGCGCGGUGAUCGGCGACCAGAACAUCGUCGUCGAGGAGCAUUGCCGCGGCACGUUUCGCGCCUGCCAGCGCUUAAUAACAACAUCAUCGGCAACGACGAGCGGCAGCGAGGACACCGCGACCGUCGCGGCUUGCGGCACCGGUGCUAGUGCCGACAAUAGCGGCAGUGGCGCGCUGCUCUCGUCCCCCUCCAGCUGUCUCGCGCGAAGGCCGCCGCUGAUUGGUGGCGCCACCAGCGGCGCCGGCGCGACGUCAGCGGUCGCCGACUUCGCGCCGUCAGUCGCGUACAACAUGCGUCUCGAGGCGGACCUGUCGCUCUGCUCGGACGCGGAGGAUGUUUUGAACGGCGCGCCGAACAAGUUCGCGGACGAGAGCAAGUUUUCCGAGUACGAGGAGGAAAGAGGUGCGCUCGCGAGGAUGAGCGGCAACGAGAUUCGCGCCGUCGUGACCGGGACAGGACGCGGGAAGGACAUUCUCGGGGGAAAUCGUACGAGCGGUCGGCGUCGACCCGCGUCGACGACCGGCGAGGACGCGGAGAGCGACAGCUCCGAGGAGCUUCAGUACGGGCCCGGGAUCGUCAACAAGUUGAAGAGUAAGUAUCUUAACCUAACUCUGCGCGAGACGAACAAGAGUCGCGCGUCCGUGCAGCGGUUUCGACGGGCGGCCAGUCUCGAGGAUCUUCUGGACCGCGAGGACGACGACGCCGCGUCGUCCUCGUCGACGUCGGCUCAGCAUCCGGAGAAGCAGAUCGCGAUCGGACAUCGGAAAUACGCGAAGCGGAACAGCGGAGGCGGCGUCGUCGCCUCCAAGACCGAGAGGUACCGAAAUGCCACGCGGGGCAACGACUCGAUGAAGCGGGCGCGCAGCGUCGAGACCUUGAUGAGGUACAACAGCGUGACGACGGAGGAUCCGGUUACGCGCCAGCUUGUUGUUCCGGUCGCUGCGCGACCGGCGACGAACGGCGUGCGUCAGGAGCCGGUCAACGACCACAUUAUUCUGGUGGAUCGCACGUCCGUGAAGAUCGAGAGUCGCCUGGGCGAGCUCGAACGCCCGAAACCGAUCAACAAACCCAAGAGGAUCAAGCCGGUGCUGGCGGAAACGGAACGGCCGCCGCCCGAUCUAGUCAAGACCACGAUGAGGAUCUUCGAAGGCUCCGCGAAGAAGGUGAGACCGAAGGGCGAGGUCGCCGCGAAGGUCGCGACCUUCAAGACCAUCAACGACACGUUCAAGGCGCAGAAGAAGCUGUUGCCGAAACCCCCGUUGCAGCCGAAACCUUUUAUCAACGGCGGUGCUCGUCCGGGUGGUCUCGGUUCUCCGAAGAAGAUCGUGUUGCCCCAUAAACCGACGGCGGAGCUGAUCGAGACGCAGACCGGCAAGGAGGAGUAUCACAUGGAUGGCGUCAUCACGGAACCGAUCGCGCAAUCGGUGUUCUCGGUGGUGAGCAAGUUCCAGCAGAUCGAGAAGUCGCAUUCACCCUCGCCGUCCCCGGAACCCUCGUCUUACAAGCUCAAAUUCUCGCCGGCGAACAGUCCGGAGCCGCCGCCGCAGAUGUGUAAGCUGUCCAAGUCUACGGCUACUCUGGAGAUCGCUAUUAAAUCACCACCGGCUACGCCGGUGCACUCGCCUAGGAUCUCGUCGCCUAGAUUGCAGAGCCCGCCCUCGCCGUCGAUCAGAGAUCAAGCUCGGCAGGGCUCGCAGAGUCCGUCCUCUCCCGUCAAAGAUUCGAUUCGGGUUCAGAUCCCGAAUCCGUUCCACAAACCGCCACUGCCGAGUCCCGUCAGGGAAUCCACCAAGACCCCGGAGCCGGAAUCGUUCAAAGUUCCUCGUCCGCAGAUCGAGAAGGAGCCCUCGCGGACGAAUGUCGAGAGUCCGGAACCGAGUCGAGUAGCGUCGUCCAACGAUGCCGAGGAAGAGGAGAUCGUCGACGGGCCGAGGACCAUCUCCAAGCACGCCCUGGACAACAUCGGUAAAGCCGGCAUAACGAUGCAGUUCAACUUUGGGGACAAAUCCGCGAUGGACAAGCCUUAUCUACCCGGUGCGAAGCAAAACGGGCAGAGAUCGGUGGAUGAGCGAGUACUCGAAGACGAUCCUUGCUCGAAAGCGGAAUCCAGGAGCAAGAUCGUUUCUUCGGACGCGUCCGCCGGCGUCCUGACCUCGGAGACGACCCACAGAUUGCAGGAGAGACUACUCGAGCAGGACGAUAACAAGGAGGAGAUCGAGGAGAAACAGCUGAUCGUGCCGGAGAGCAAACCCAUCGGCGCCAUCUGCAGUCUGGGUCUGAUCAAGACGUAUCCGCAGAGCAACAACGAGGCGAAGACGUUAAGGUGCCAGCAGAAGAGCGAGUUCUCGCCGCCCCAGAAGCAGAUCGGCAUCAUCCGGCCGCUGGUCUCCACCCAGAAGACUCUGCAGCAUCCGCAGCAGAGUCUGAGCAACCGCGAGCUCGAGAAGAACCUGAUCAAUCGAGUCAAGAGCAUCGAGCAGCCGACCAAGGUGGUGGUCAGCCUGAAGAGCGCCGACGAGAUACAGCCGACGAAGAAGACGAGUGCAGGAGGCGGAGGCGGCCUCUGGGACACGAAACCAUGGAACCAGCAAAACAACACGAUGGUGUUCAACUUCAGUAACCGAAAGGACGUGCCGGAUUACAUCGAGAACGACGGCCUCAUCAUCAAUAAGAGGAAGCGAGACAAGCCGAAGGUUGGUGACGGCGGAAUUAUAGUGCUCGAUGCCACUUUGGAUGCAUCUACGACCGACGAUGCCGAGUGGGAGAUCUCCGGGGGUCCGCCAUCACCCUGCGAUGUAUCGUUUCUCAACGACAAUGUCCUCAUCAACGGACGCAGCAACCUCUCGAGGACGCCACGAAAUCAUAAGCAUCGAAUACAGUUCGACGACACCGCGACUCGCACCUUCGAGUAUCCUAGCGAAGCAUCGAUCCUCGAAGGAGAGACCAGUAGUGUGGAUGGAGAAACUUCCGGUUCCAUCGAGCAUCAGUCUACGACGAGCAACAACAAAACCUCCUCGACGACGACAAGUAUGCCGUCUCUUCUCGGUAGCAGUGGAUUAGCCAGUUACACACCCAGUAAAGUGGAUCUGACGUCGGAAGGUUUCGAGCUGGGUAUCACCAGAGCGGCACCGAUGAUAGUUUCUUCGCCAACAGCAGCAACCGGGAACACUGAAAAUGCUAGCGAUGUGGAAUACUUGAGACCGGCUCAGGACGCAGGCGCGUGGGGUUCGGAAACGACCGGGGAUCUUCUUUAUUGAAGAGAUAAUGGAAGAAAUGCAAACUGCAAGCUUUACUCCAUUAACAGCUCAACGUCCCCCGCAGCAAUAGAAUGAAAGAAACUUAUAAGACUUGAAAAGUAUUUCCUCUUUUUUUCUAGCGUCGACGAAAUCGCGAGAAACCGCAAACUCAAACAUCAAUGUUAUAUCGAAGUUUAUAAUAAAAAGAUUUAUGACGAAUGCUCACACAAUUAUAUAAAGAAAAUUUUUUGUAGAAAACGAGUUAGACGUCGCGUUUGUGAUCGGACGAAUAUGCUGGACCACAAAUGAGUUUAAGUACAUAUAUUUGCAAUUAAGCUGCAGAUGAACUUUUUUUCUUCGAUUACGAAGAAAAUCAAAAAUGCGAUCUCCGUUCACGAACGCCUCGAAAAAGAUAUAUAUUGAAAAAGUCGAGUUUAUUUAGAUUAAGAAAGAACUAACAGUAUCAUUCCAAGUAUAUGCAUUUACUUUGUAUUUAUGCUAUAUCAAAUGAAUGGACUUUUCCUAGACAAUGAAUCAUCGAAACUGCCAAGAAACACGAGCGCUGUCUCUUUUAUAGUAACAUUCGGAAGGAAAAGCUCAGUGAUACUGAUACUUUGUUGUGUAGAGAAAAAAAAAUAAGAAAGAGAGCAUAUUAUCUUUCUGGCAUACUAUAUAUGAUAAAAAAAAAAAGAAUUAAUGGAGAAAUCGAGAGUUUUGUAACUUUUUUGAGAUUACUUUAAUGUUAAGCUGUGAAUGUUCAAGCUGCCAGUAAAAGGCCAGGGUUUUAUGCGAGUUUUUGUAGAAAAAGAGACGAACGAUUGCAUGUCUCAGAGAUUCAAUGAGAGGGAAAAGAAGUUCAAGAGAAACAUUUCGAGUUUAGAUUUGUAAACGUUUUUGCCAAAGUAGAACGUAAGUCUACUUAGUAUAUUUAAUAAUGUAUAUGUACAAUAAGUGUUUCAGAGUUCGGCAAAACUGUAAGAAUUGUAAAUUUCAAAACACAUUGUCAUUUGUACCGAAUAUAUAGCAAAUCAUACUAUAAGUAUGCCUUGCAAAUAAGUUAAGCCAUUACAGCAUAUGUGUUUUUCACAUUUUAAGGUUGCAUUUAUUUUUCAAGUAUAUAUAAUACAUGAAACUAAUAGCUUUCUCCAGCAUAGGAAGCAUAAAAGAGAAAGACAGUUUAAUAUUAAUUGUUAUUUUUAAGCGAUUAAAUUUUGUAUAUACUAAAUUGUUAUGCGAAUCUAAAAAGCCAUCUGAGAUAAGUUAAGUCAAAAAUUCGAAAGACAAAGAAAAUAAUAUUGCUUUAAGAUUAGCUUUCUUGUAUUAUCUUCGUUUUUCUUUUUGUGUUAACUUUUUUCUAUUAUCUAUUGCAGCGUCUCAGAUGCAUUACUACAAAUAUUUGAAAACAUUGUUUUGAAUCAUAGGUGUUAAAUUUUCGUGUAGUUAUUUAAAAAUGUACGAUUGUAGCAAUAUAUGUAGUUAAUAUGAUUAUAAUUUUAUGACUUGGACAAUGAACGAAUUCAAGCGAAAAAAUUCGAUAAGAAAAUAAUUUAUUACAAAUAUGUAUUAAAUAUUAUGAAGUUGUAUGAAGUAAAACUACUGUCGCGUUUUGUUAAAAUUUCAAAUAUAUUUACUCUUUAUUUAGAUGCUGUAUAAAUUCGUCAAAUUUUUUUGCAAUGUAUUGCAUUGUUCAAAAGACCUGUUCUUGUGUCACAGCGUGGUAUCUUAUAUUGUGAUAUUUUUGUUAAUUUUUCUUAGUAUAAAACAUUAUUCCCAAUUUUUUGUCAGAUAUAUGUAGUAAGUCAUCGAUAUUCUUUGUAUAUCUCAUUGUUGUAAUACAUGAGAACACAGCGAGGAAAUGAAAAGAUUGCAUUUGCGCAACAUUCCAAAUUCAAAUCGUGUAUGUAUAAGUACUUUUCAUUUUCAGAUUUGUCAAUUAUUCAUUAAUCCGUUGUAAUCUCCUUGCUCCAAUACAGGAGAGAGCUGUGUAACAGUUUUGUAAAUUACCAUUGUACAGUAUCACAAGAUACCAUCUUUCGAGUAAACAAUAAUAAGCAGAAACAAUUGUGAGGUGACUAUUAAUUAUUGAGAGAAGCUUGAAUAUGUACAUUUCUCUCUCUAUAAAUAUAUAUUACUACCUUUUUAAAUAUACUUAUACCAUGUAAAAGUAUCGUGUGAUGUACUGUCUGUGUGUUACUAAAUAUCAAAGUAAUAAAAAAAGACAAUUACUCCUUA